Molecule: messenger RNA, 856 nt
Organism: Empidonax traillii (willow flycatcher)
Lineage: Eukaryota; Metazoa; Chordata; Aves; Passeriformes; Tyrannidae
Gene: PLEKHO1
Product: pleckstrin homology domain containing O1
Exons: 4
Biological process (GO): regulation of myoblast fusion
Cellular component (GO): ruffle membrane; muscle cell projection membrane
Source: RefSeq, a predicted model, not a curated record
AAGAGACGAGUCCUGCUGAGGUCCUGGUGGCUGGGGCAAGCUGCCUCUCCAUCCAGCAUCUGCAAGGCUCUGAUUCUCUUGCUGUUUCGCAGGUGAAAGAUGAAAAAACCAUACAGGAAACGUUCGACCUGAGUGACUACGAGAAAUGUGAAGAGCUCAGGAAGUCCAAAAGCAGAAGCAAAAAGAACCACAGCAAGUUCACCCUGGCCCACUCCAGGCAGCCUGGAAACACGGCACCAAACCUGAUCUUCCUGGCUGUGAGUCCGGAGGAGAAGGAGUCCUGGAUUAACGCCCUCAACUCCGCGAUCACACGCGCCAAAAACCGCAUCUUGGACGAGGUCACCGUGGAAGAGGACAGCUUCCUCGCCCACCCCACGCGCGACAGGGCCAAGAUCCAGCACUCCCGGCGCCCUCCCACGCGGGGACACCUGAUGGCUGUGGCAUCUACCUCAACCUCGGACGGCAUGCUGACCCUCGACCUGAUCCAGGAGGAGGACGCGUCCCCCGAGGAGCAGAGCACCUGCGAGGGCAGUUUCCGGGUGGACCUGGACAAGUCGGUGGCACACCUGACCGCCGGCCGGCGCCGCUCCGGCCCCGAGGACGCCGCGGAGAAGGGGCGGACGGGGAGCCUCCCGCGCCGGGAGCCGGCCCCCUGGGACAGGGCCGGGCAGCGCAAGGACUCCCUCGACAGGGGGGCCAUGUACACCCCGCAGGUCCCCAAAAAGCUGUCGUACUCAGAGAAGAACAAAUGUGCCUCCAUGGAAGAGAUCCUGUCCCGCCGGGACUCUGGCGCGCACCGCGCGGGGCCCAGGAGGGGGCUGGAGGCUCCGUUCGCCUCGGCGGAGCCGGAGCGCCU